UUAUAGUCUUGUUUUGUGGCGAACAGAGGGAUACGAAAAUUAGCUGAGAAAAUUCGUGUGGAAAACGCAACUAGAGGGCCGCCAAGAUGCUGUCCAUGCUGCAGGAGAAACGUCCGCUGAAGCGCACCCGCCUGGGUCCGCCGGACAUCUACCCGCAGGACGCGAAGCAGCGCGAGGACGAGCUGACGCCCACGAAUGUGAAGCACGGCUUCACGACGACGCCGCCGCUGUCUGACGAAUUUGGGACGGCCCACAACUCGAAUGUGAAUGCCAGCAAGGUGAGCGCCUUCUUCAGCGGCGUGCUGGCCAAGAAGGAGGAGCUAAUGACCCUGCCGGACACGGGGCGCAAGAAGCAGCAGAUCAACUGCAAGGACAACUUCUGGCCCGUCUCGCCGCGGCGCAAGUGCACAGUGGACGCCUGGUUCAAGGACCUGGCCGGCAACAAGCCCCUGCUCAGCCUGGCCAAACGGGCGCCCUCGUUCAACAAGAAGGAGGAGAUCUUCAUCACGCUGUGUGAGAAUCAGGUGAACAUGCAGCGCGCCACCUGGUUCAUCAAGCUGAGCGCCGCCUACACAGUGAGCUUCACGGAGUCCAAGAACAAGAAGCGCAGUAUCUACGACCCAGCCGCCGAGUGGACCGGCAACAUGAUCAAGUUCAUGAAGGAGUUGCUGCCCAAGCUGCAGGAGUACUAUCAGCAGAGCCACGACAAGUCUCCGGCAAACGGUGGCACUCUGGGCAGCCUGACUGCCUCUGGAAAUGGUUCUGGUAGCAAUGGGACCACCGGCCCCAGCUCCAUUAAUUCCGUCGCCGGCAGCAGUGCUCCGUCAAACGUAAUUCCCGUUCCCAGCAUGGCCAGUCCCCUGCCUCCGAUCCACAGUCCUGCAAAUGGACAGCAGGGAGCAGCCGGCGUGGGAGGAGUGGGAUCUGGCAGUGUGGUGCCGGCAGCGGGAACUCUGGGAGGAGUCGUCGGUGGGCCCGGGUCUUCAGUGGUUGGAGGCGCCCCUGGGGCGGGAGCUGCUGUGCCGCCAGGCUCCACCAUUUCCGGGAUCGGGAGCCAGUUCGAAGACAGCCGUAAUGCGCUGAAGUACUGGAAGUACUGCCACCAGCUGAGCAAGUACAUGUACGAGGAAUCGUUGCUGGACCGGCAGGAGUUUCUAAACUGGAUUCUCGACUUGCUGGAUAAGAUGCGCACCCAGGCGAGCUUUGACGAGCCGCUGAAAAAGCUGGUGCUCAGCUUUGCCCUUCAGUACAUGCACGACUUUGUUCAAUCGGAGCGUCUUUGCCGGAAGAUGGCCUACAUAGUGUCAAAGAAGCUGGCGCAACUGCUCAACACUGUGGUCGAGCAACAGGCCAUUAAGGACCUGGACGAGCAGAAGUUGCAACACGAUCCCUACGAGCUGGCGUUGCAGGAGCAGAUGAGUUGUCCCCAUCACCGGGACAUUGUGCUUUAUUUGAGCACGAUCCUGCAGAUCAUAACCAUCGAGUGCCCCACGGCACUGGUCUGGAGCGGAAUAGCGGCUCACCGAGCACCUUCCUCGCUGUUGGGCAGUCCACUGGACCAUCUGCCGCUGGCGCCUUCAGUGCUGCCGAUGCCCACGCGGUGUCCGCGAACCAACCAGGAGAUCAGGCGUCAACUGCGGGCAGCCGAGUCGGACAUUGUGCUGCGCACCCAGCACGCUGAGCAGCGCUGGUUCGCGGCCAAGUGGCUCAGUGCCGGCAAGAACCACUAUACCAGUGUGCUGGCCACGCUGGACCACCUGGACACGCACUGUUUCGACCGGAUGGAGCACAACAACAGCAUAGACACGCUCUACGCCCAUAUAUUUCCCAGUCCCAGCGCAAGUCGUCGGCGCGAGGAGGAUCAACUGGAGCCGCGUCCAGCCUACGAGCCGAAGCAGGACAAGGACACGGUGCGCAUCCUGUGCGAGUGGGCCGUGUCCGGGCAGCGCUGGGGUGAGCACCGGGCCAUGGUGGUGGCCAUACUGCUGGACAAGCGCCAGAUAGACGUAACCAGCACGCCGGCGGAUCAGCAGUCCAGUGAUAAGGACGACAAGGACUCGCUGGCCUCUGGCGCCGGCUUGAUCGAUGGCCUGCCUGUGUUCCAGCACGUGCUGAUGCACUUCCUCGAUCACGACGCUCCCGUUCUGGACGAACAUGCAAGCAGCAGCCAGCAACGCACCGAGUUCACCAAUCUCGUCCAGCUGUUUAGCGCAUUGAUCCGUCACGAUGUCUUCUCGCACAACGCCUACAUGCACACACUCAUUUCGCGGGGGGAUCUUCUGCUGGAGUCCGUGCUGGUGAUCAAGUCGGGGACGACGGCCACGAAGACAUCGCCACCACCUCCGGCGCCGCCACCGACGACAACGCACGGAUUCGAUGACGACGGCUUCGGCGGGGGCCUUGACUUCAAGCACAAUGAGUUCGACGACUCCAAUGUGGACGAUGACCUGGACAAGCUGGUGCAGAACAUCAAGGAGAAGGGCCAGCAGCACGAGGCGCCCGACAGCCCCAAGAUCGGUGCGCCGGGCGACGGCGAAACCAGCUCAGGUGGAAGCAUAUCGCGCCACUACGUGUACACCAAACACUUUCCCAUACCGCAGGACGAUCCCAGCAUGAGCAGCUACAGCAGCGAGAGCAACCAGCGCUACAUCCUGCUCUUUGGAGUGGGUAAGGAGCGGGACGAGAAAAAGCACGCCGUGAAGAAGAUGUCCAAGGAGAUCGGCAAGUUAUUUACCAAGAAGUUCAGCAUCGAUGUGGCCGCCGCUGGCCAUGUGAAGAAGCAUUCGCGCAACGAGUUCAAUUUCGAGGCCACCACGUCCAAGUGCCAGCAGAUGGCCUACUUCGACCAGCACGUGGUCACCGCUCAGUGUGCGGCCAAUGUGCUGGAGCAGCUCAAUGGCUUCGCCUUGGGUAACAACAACUACCUGCCGGUGCAGGAGCAUGUGGCCUUCCUGUUCGACCUGAUGGAGCUGGCCCUCAACAUCUACAGUCUGCUGGAGCUGUGCGACAGCCUGCUGAAGGAGUUGCCCGAGGUGGAGCACCAGUUGCAGCUGAAGAAGUCGAACCUGGUGCGCAGCUACACCACCUCGCUGGCCCUCUACAUUGUGAGCAUCCUGCGGCGCUACCACAGUUGCCUGCUCCUUUCGCCCGAGCAAACGCUGUCGGUUUUUGAGGGCGUCUGCCGCACCAUCCGGCACGUGUCCAAUCCGAGCGAGUGCUCCUCGGCGGAGCGCUGCAUCAUCGCCUAUCUGAGCGAUCUGCACGAGUCCUGCGUUCUGCUGCAGGGCAAGGAGCAGUCCACGGAGUACUACCAGCAGCUGCAGUGCAUCAAGCGCUUUAAGGACAUCUUCAACACACCCGAGCAGCUCAGCCUGCCCCCACAGGGCUAUAAUCCGCAGCUGCUGCAGGAGCUGUUUGUGGCUCCUCGUCGCGGUGGCAAACUGGAUCCUCACUGGCUGGGUACGCUGCACGAGUCGCCGGCCAACGUGUACAGCUUCGUGUCCAACGCUUUGAUCGCCGUAUGCCGAGAGACGGACAACGAGCGGCUGAACGACGUGGCAUUGGCGUGUGCCGAACUCACAGCCAGCUGCAACGUGCUGUCCGAGGAGUGGAUCGCCGCCCUGCAGAGCCUGUGCAGCGGCAGCAAGAGUCCGCGAUACCCACAUCUGGGCGGGCAGGUGGACAUUGGCCAGGGCAAGACGCACAACGCCCUGGCCGUCUUCGUUUGCAUCCUGGUGGCGCGGCACUGCUUCUCCCUGGCGGACUUUGUGAGUAAGUUUGCCCUGCCGACGUUGGCGCGAUCGGUGAGCGCUGGCGGAGCCGAACUGAGCGUGGACGCGGAAGCGGGAGCUCGUCUCACCUGCCACCUGGUACUGAAGCUCUUCAAGACCCUGGAGAUCCCACAGCCGGGCAUGUACUCCGUGAGCACGUCCCCGAAUCCGCUGCACGCCGUGGGCAACGACUUCAGCAUUCGAUUGAGCUGCGAUCGUCACCUACUGGUGGGCGCCCACAAGACCAUACCCAUAGCCGCAGUGCUGGCCGUGCUCAAGGCAAUCCUCAUUGUGGUGGACAACGCGGCGCUCAAAACUCCAUUGGCCGUUGGCAGUGGGUCUUCCUCCUCCGGCGGCUUGGGCGGCGCCUUUGGAAGCGGCAAGCGCAGUGGCUUCAAUACGCCAGUGCAUCCGGGCAGCACGCCAAAAAGCAACGAGCUGCGACCCGCCGACCUAAGCCAAAUCCUGGGCACCAGCGACCUUCAGCUGGGCAGCAGCUUGACCAGCGAACCAGAAGCCCUGCAACAGCCGUCGGUCGGCGGCAUGGAGCAGAUCUCACUGCUGGAGUUCGCCCAGGCGGUGCUCAAGCAGAUCUGCGCCCAGGAGCACGUGCUGGAGCGGUGCCUCAAGAACGCAGAGCAGCUGUGCGACAUGAUAAUCGACGAAAUGCUGACCGCCAAGCAAGCGCAGCGCGUGCUGCACAUGAUCUGCUAUCCGGAGGCUGAGUUCAACAUCAUCUCUGAGCUGGACCAGCGCUCGAUGAUCGUCCGCAUCCUGGAGAAUCUGGGUCAGUGGACAUUGCGAAUCUCGUGGCUGGACUUGCAGCUUAUGUACCGCCAAUCGCUGAGCAACAACGCGGAGUUGAAUGUCUGGCUUGACACGGUGGCCCGCGCGGCCAUCGAUGUCUUCCACAUGGAGGAGGUCGUUCUGCCGGGCGCCUUGAAGGCCACGCACAAGCCCAAACCGUCCACCUGGCUGGUGGCUCCGCUGAUCGCCAAGCUGACGCCCGCAGUUCAGGGCAGGAUUCUGCGAGUGGCUGGUCAGGUUCUUGAGAGCAUGAACUACUUCUCCAAGGUGCCCAAGUCGGAUUGCAAUAGUUCGGGCAGCGGCGACGAGCGGGAGAAGAGCAACAGUUGCCACAGCAGCAACAGCUAUGGACUGGGUGGCGUUGCAGCCCGCAACAAGAAGAUGCCGCUCAACUACCAGCCCUUCCUGGGACUCAUUCUCACCUGCCUCAAGGGCCAGGAUGAGUACAAGGAGAACCUACUGGUCUCCCUCUAUGCUCAACUCUCCCAGUGUCUGCAGUCCUUUGCUGAGUUGGACACAAUUGGUGGGGUUGAUGAGCCGCAGGCACGCGAGGAGAUUCUGGAUGCCUUGCAGUUGCGCUUCUCCCUGGUGGGCGGAAUGUUCGAGGCCAUUCAGAAGAACAGCACGCCCACCACGGACUGGGCCAUUCUCUUGGCCCAACUGGUGUGCCAGGGUGUAGUUGACCUCAGCUGCAACCGGGAACUCUUCACCACCGUGGUGGACAUGCUGGCCACCCUGGUGCACUCGACACUGGUCUCUGAUGACGAGCGGCACUACAUGAACCUAAUGAAGAAGCUGAAGAAGGAGAUUGGCGAGAAGAACAACGCCUCCAUUCGGGUCAUCCGGCAGCUUCUUCCGCUGUAUAAGCAACCCACCGAGGUGAUUGCCUGUGAGCACGCCGGCAUGGACACCAAGGGCAACAAGAUCUGCGACAUGGACAAGAAGCAGCUGCGCAUAUCGGACAAGCAGCGCAUCAGUGUGUGGGACAUCCUGGAGGGCCACAAGAACCCGGCGCCCCUCUCGUGGGUGUGGUUCGGUGCAGUGAAGCUGGAGCGCAAGCCUCUAACCUACGAGGAAGCGCACCGCAACCUCAAGUACCACACGCACAGUCUGGUCAAGCCCAGUAGCUACUACUAUGAGCCACUGCCACUGCCGCCCGAAGAUAUUGAGCCCGUGCAAGAGAAGAUUUGCAUUAAGGACGAAAUGAAGGCGGACACGCCUUCGUCGGUGGAUCAGUCGCCCAGUGCUGUUCCUCCACCUGGAAGAGGUCGCGGCAAGGGAACGACGACGCGGAAACGAAAGCCCAAGAAUCCCAAGACGCCGCCCGUGGUCAACACUCAGCAACAACAGCCGCAGUUGGCGCCACAGCCACAGCAGGCGCAGAAUGUGCAGCAACAGCAAAUGCAGCAACAGCAGCAGCAACAACAGCAGCAACACAUGCAACAGCAGCAGAUGCAGAACAAUCCGAUGGGUCAGAUGCCAAUGAACAUGCCGAUGAACAUGCAGCAGUUUGCGCCCAAUCCGAACAACAUGAUGCAGCAGAAUGCCAUGUUGCAGCAACAGCAGCAGAUGCAGCAAAUGGGCAACAAUCCGCUGCAGCAGCAGCUGAAUGUGGGCGGUGGCAACGGUCAGCAGAAUCCCCAGAUGAACUUCAUGCAGCAGGGACCGGGUGGCGGCGGGGGCGGGCCUCAGGGCAUGCCUGGCCAGCAGCAGCAGUGGCACAAUGCCCAGCAGCAGCAGCAACCGCCCCAGCCGUACCACAAUCAAUACGCACCGCACCAGCAGAACAUGCAACCAAACCGCAUCGAGAGGCCACCGCUGAAUGCGAACUCCAAACAGGCUUUGUCUCAAAUGCUUCGCCAGCGUCAGCCAUUCCAGCAGCAGCAGGCGCAACAGGGACCCGGCGGCAGCUUCAAUCCGAUGCAACAGCAACCGCAGCCGGCGCAACAGCAGCCGGGUCCUCAGCAGCAGAUGAAUCCCAACCAAAUGCGACAGCAGCAAAUGAAUCCCCAGCAGAACCCACAGUCGGUGGCCGCCUUCAAUGCCAUGCAACAGCAGCAGCAGCAGCAGAGUGCGCAGCAGCAACAGAUGAACCCCAACCAGCAGACGCAGCAGCAGUUCUUGCGCGGCGGCAACAUGCGACCCGGCAUGGCGCCCAACCAGAUGAAUCAAAUGAACAUGGGCGGCCAGGGCAUGCCGCAGAAUCCGAUGAUGCAGCAGCAGAUGCCGCAAAACAUGGUGGGCAUGGUCAAUCCGAAUGCCAACCAAAUGAUGCAGUCUGGUGGCGGCCAGGGAGGCAAUGGAGUCGGCGUUGGAGUUGGUGUCGGAGUGGGCGUUGGCGUGGGUGUGGGCGGUGCCGGCAACAAUCCCAACAUGGGCAUGGGUGGCAUGCCACAGCAGGGAAUGAUGCAGCAGCAGCCGCAGCAACAACCGCAGCAACAGGUGCAAUUCCAGAACUUUCAGAAUCAGUACCAGCAGCAGCAGCAACAGCAGCAGCAGGGAAUGCAACAACAAGGCGGCGGAGCAGGCGUUGGAGUGGGCGUGGGCAUGGCGCCCAAUCAGCAGCAACAGCAGCAGGCCAACAUGAUGGGCAACUUCAAUCCGCAGAUGCAGCAGGCGAAUCGCAACAACCCCGACUUCAUGGCGGUGGCAGCUGCCCAACAGCAGCAGCAGCAACGCGUUGUUCCCGGCGGAAUGAUGGCCGGCAACCGCAACCAGUACAUGAACCAGGCGCCCAACGUUACGAUGACCAACAUGAUGGGUCCGGGUCCCGGCGGAGUGGUGGGUCAGGUGCCUCCGUACGCCCGUCAGCAGUCGGCGGGCGGCGGCAAGCCAGGCGUCCUGAACACCCAGCAACAGUUCCAGCAGCAGCAGCAGCAACAACAGCAGCUGAGGCACCAGCAAAUGAUGCAGAUGCAGGGCAUGGGCGGUGGCGCCGGCGGGGGAAUGGGCUCCGGACCGCAGCAGGCGGGCGGAGCAGUCGGCGGAGGCGGUGGGGGCGGGAUGGUGCCGCAGCAGCAGAGCAUGAACCAGCAGCAGACCCCGAACCUGGUGGCGCAGCUCCAGCGGCAGAACAUGAUGGGCCAGCAGCAGCAGUACCAACCGCCACAAUAUUAGAUCGUAGACACUCCUUAGUUGUAAGCCUAGUCCUAAUCAUUUAUUUAUCAGAUGUAUUUGCAAUAAACGUACAUUCAAAACAAAAAUAAAACUUAAA
Molecule: messenger RNA, 7791 nt
Organism: Drosophila gunungcola (fruit fly)
Lineage: Eukaryota; Metazoa; Arthropoda; Insecta; Diptera; Drosophilidae
Gene: kto
Product: mediator of RNA polymerase II transcription subunit 12
Exons: 8
Coding region: 87-7694 (2535 amino acids)
Biological process (GO): regulation of transcription by RNA polymerase II
Cellular component (GO): mediator complex
Molecular function (GO): transcription coactivator activity
Source: RefSeq, a predicted model, not a curated record